AUGGGCUUCCACACGAGUGCUCUCGAACAAUGGUUCUCUGCUAAAUCACACCACAGAUCACAUAUUUGGAGACAUCUGGACAACAUUGAUGAGAGCAACAUGCCCAAAGACACGCCCCCCUCAGCUCGCCCAGAGAUCCCCCCAAAGCCUCUGGCCCCACACUCCCCUCCUCUGGGGGAGAGAGGCAGCCCUGCCAGGCGCUCUGGAGGCAUGGUGCAGAGUAUAGUGACCAAAUUCAGCAAAAAGGAGCCAGACCCCACUGUAGCGAGCAACAAAAACACCAAUGGCACCAGCGAGCCGAUAUACAGAAAGAUUUCAAGACCUCCAUCUGUAAAACCAAAACCUGGACGCCUGAGUUUGCCUCUACUGCCCCCUCCACUGCCCAAGAAGAGAAGCCAAUUUCUAAGAAAACAAGAAAGCGUAGGAGGUAAUGAGUCAGAGCCGGGUGGUAAAGAAGGAGGAGGAGAUGUAUAUUCAGAGCUCAGUCCCUGCUGUGACCCACACUGCGCCUGUGUGUGUCACAUGCAGCGGCCUGGCAUGAUGCUCACCUGGGUCCCUGUGAAGAAGGAAGAGUACCGUGACGAUGAGAAUGAUUUUGCUCCGCAUCUGGAGCCUCCCACCGUCCCGCCUCGUCCGCCCAUUCCCCCCCGCACACAAAUCAAGACGUCAUCACACCCAUCCAGAGGCACGAGUCCCCAAAGAAUCACCACUCCCCCCAAAAGCCCCUCUCUGCCCGACAGAGAGCAGUCUUUGAGACUAAAAGAAGAACCUUUAUAUCAGACGUACCGUGACAGUGUCAUCACUAAAGAGAUCAAGCGUCAAACGGUCUGUCGGAACAUCAGCAAAGCUAGUGUAGACUUCACCAUGGAAAGAGGUCUGCCGGGAACUGCAUCCAAAAACAGGUCCAGUCCGGUGCCCACAGCGGCCCAGAGCACUCUGUGGCAGGACCUCCAGGCAGUACGGGACAGCGGGGAGCUGGAGAAACUCAGCCCUGAACAGUGCAAAUACCAGGAGAGCAUGUUUGAAGUCCUGACAUCGGAAUCAUCCUAUCUUCGGUCACUGCGUGUAUUGACUGAACACUUUAUGGAAAACCGAGACUUGGAGGAAACACUAAUUAUAAGGGAUAGGAAGGUUCUUUUUUCCAACAUUCUCCGGAUUCGAGAGGUCAGCGAGAGGUUCCUGACAGACCUGGAAGAUCGCAUAUUUGAGAAAAUUGUCUUUUCAGAUAUUUGUGACAUCAUUCACUACCACACACAGCACAACUUCCCUGCCUAUGUUGACUAUGUUCGCAACCAGAUUUUCCAAGAGCAGACCUACACCAAUCUGAUAAAGAACAAUGUCCAGUUCACUGCGGUUAUUACCCGUCUUCAGGAGUCCCCUCAGUGCCAGCGUCUUCCCUUCAUGUCCUUCAUGUUGCUGCCAUUUCAGAGGAUCACGCGACUCAAAAUGCUCAUUGAAAAUAUCCUAAGAAGAACAAAGGAGAAAACAAUAGAGGAGGAGACUGCCUCCAAAGCUUUGUCUUCUGUGUCGAAGAUCAUUGACAAGUGCAACACAGAAGUUGGUAAAAUGAAACAAACAGAGCAGCUGAUACAUAUCUCAAAGACUCUGGAGUUCGAGAAGCUAAAGGCUGUCCCCAUCAUCUCCCCCACACGCUGUCUGGAGAAGAAAGGUGAGCUCCAGGAAAUGUCCCGAGGAGCAACUAUUUUCAACAUGCGGGCCAAGUUCACUCCUGUCUACCUGUUCCUUUUCAAUGACCUCCUCCUGAUUACAGUCAAAAAAAGUUCGAAGCGCUCUGUGGUGACGGACUACGCCCAUCGCUCCUUGGUUCAGGUGCAGGCCUUGGAUGAGGGCAGUUCCACCAGUGCCAUCUAUGAGAACUGCUUCAAUCUCUUACUACUGGAAAAUAACCAGAAACGUCAGAUGGAGCGGCUGCUGAAAGCUCCAACACGUUCAGACAUGGAGAGGUGGAUGGCAGCGUUCCCCAGUCCCACAAAACCAGACGAGGACGAUAAUGAAGUUGUCUAUGCAGACUGGGACUGUCCACAGGUGCAGUGUAUAGAGCAGUACGUCGCGCAGCAGGCCGACGAAAUCUCCCUGGAGCCCACCGAAAUCAUCAAUGUUGUCAAGAAAGGCAGUGAAGGCCUGUACCAGGGGGUUCGGCUCUCCGACGGCCAGAGGGGCUGGUUCCCCGCGGAAAACGUCAUCGAGAUCACCAACGAGCACGUGCGGCGGCGCAACCUACGGGAACGCUACCGAGUCAUGCAAGCGGCGAGCAACUUGACCAACACCAGGAGCCGAACGGGAAACUAA
Knipowitschia caucasica is the source of this 2310-nucleotide messenger RNA. Lineage: Eukaryota; Metazoa; Chordata; Actinopteri; Gobiiformes; Gobiidae. The record is from the annotation of a GenBank genome assembly.